GCAAGAUGGCCGCGGCGAUGAGCUUCGCGUUUGCUCUGCUCGCGAGCUGCAUUUCCGUCUUGCACCACGGCGGCGCCGGAGCCGCUCCUCCGGCGAACCAGACCGCCGGCUUCCUGGACUGCCUCGCCGCGAGCCUCCCUCCCGGCGUCGUGUACAUGCGCGCGUCCCGGUCGUACCAGUCCGUGCUCGAGUCCUCCAUCAAGAACCUCCUCUUCGACACGCCGGCCACCCCGACGCCGGUCGCGGUCGUCGAGGCCACCGACGCCUCGCACGUCCAGGCCGCCGUGCGCUGCGGCGUCCGCCACGGCGUCCCCGUCCGGUCACGCAGCGGCGGGCAUGACUACGAGGGCCUGUCCUACCGCAGCCUCGACGCGGCCCGCGCCUUCGCCGUCGUCGACCUGGCCGGGGCGCUCCGCGAGGUCCGCGUCGACGUCCGCCGCCGGACGGCGUGGGUCGGCUCCGGCGCGACGCUCGGCGAGGUGUACUACGCCAUCGCCAACAAGAGCUCGCGCCUUGGGUUCCCCGGCAGCGUCGGUCCGACGGUCGGCGUCGGCGGGUUCCUCAGCGGCGGCGGGUUCGGCCUGAUGCUGCGGAAGCACGGACUCGCCUCCGACCUCGUCCUCGACGCCACCAUAGUUGACGCCACGGGGAGGCUCCUCAACAGAGCCGCCAUGGGUGAAGACCUCUUCUGGGCCAUCCGAGGCGGCGGCGGCGGGAACUUCGGCAUCGUCGUGUCCUGGAAGCUCCGUCUCGUGCCCGUGCCUGCCACCGUCACGGUGUUCAAGGUCCACCGGUCAAGAAACCAGUCCGCCAGCUACCUCCUCACUAGGUGGCAGCAAGUAGCCCCCUCCCUCCCCAGCGACGUCUUCCUCCGCGUCGUGGUGCAGAACCAGGACGCCCAGUUCGAGUCCCUGUACCUCGGCGCGCGCGCCGGCCUCGUCGCCGCCAUGGCCGCGAGCUUCCCGGAGCUCGGCGUGACGGCGAGCGACUGCAUCGAGAUGACGUGGAUCCAGUCCGUGCUCUACUUCGCGUUCUACGGCACGGGGAAGCCAUUGGCGAUGCUCCUGGACAGGGGCACGGGGAGGCCGGACAGGUACUUCAAGGCCAAGUCCGACUACGUCCAUGAACCCAUGCCCAGCCACGUGUGGGAGAGCACCUGGAGCUGGCUCCUCAAGGACGGCGCCGGGCUGCUCAUCCUCGACCCCUACGGCGGCGAGAUGGCCCGCGUCGCGCCGGCGGCGACGCCGUUCCCGCACCGGCAGGAGCUCUACAACAUCCAGUACUACGGGUUCUGGUCGGAGAGCGGGACGGCGGCGGCGGAGAAGCACAUAGGCUGGAUCAGAGGGCUCUACAGGGAGAUGGAGCCGUACGUGUCCAAGAACCCCAGGGGCGCGUACGUCAACUACAGGGACCUGGACCUCGGCGUGAACGACGUCGCCGGCGCCGGCGCCGGCGUGGCGAGCUACGAGAAGGCGAGGGUUUGGGGGGAGGCCUACUUCAAGGCGAACUUCCAGAGGCUGGCGGCGGUGAAGGCCAAGGUGGAUCCUGACAACUUCUUCGAGAACGAGCAGAGCAUCCCACCACUUCCGAGAUAGAAUGCUCUCCUAUUGGCAUGUGUCCACCUCGAUGAUCCCUCUCCACAUUUUGAUAAAUAUUUUUUUGGGACUAUCUAGCUGAUAGCCGGCCGAAAAAAUUUAGA
Molecule: messenger RNA, 1699 nt
Organism: Oryza brachyantha (malo sina)
Lineage: Eukaryota; Viridiplantae; Streptophyta; Magnoliopsida; Poales; Poaceae
Product: berberine bridge enzyme-like Cyn d 4
Exons: 1
Coding region: 6-1595 (529 amino acids)
Molecular function (GO): FAD binding; oxidoreductase activity
Source: RefSeq, a predicted model, not a curated record